GUGAAAUUACACACACUGACACACACAGCUACACCAAAAAAAGCGCGCGAACCGCCAUUGACGAUGCCGGAGCUUCCAGAGGUGGAAGCGGCUAGAAGAGCCAUUGCAGAGAACUGUAUCGGAAAGAAGAUCAUACGAUCUAUCGUUGCCGACGAUGCUAAAGUCAUCGACGGUGUUUCACGUGCCGAUUUUGAAGCAUCUCUCACCGGAAAAACAAUCGUCGGAGCUCAUCGUAAGGGGAAGAAUAUGUGGAUUGAGCUUGAUUCUCCUCCUUUUCCGUCGUUUCAGUUCGGAAUGGCGGGUGCUAUAUAUAUCAAAGGUGUCGCUGUAACCAAGUAUAAAAGGUCUGCAGUUAGCGAUACAGAUGAGUGGCCUUCCAAAUAUUCCAAGGUUUUUAUAGAACUAGAUGAUGGUUUGGAGCUAUCGUUUACUGACAAAAGGCGAUUUGCAAAAGUUCGCUUACUAAAAAAUCCGGCUACUGUGGCCCCGAUAUCUGAACUUGGUCCAGAUGCCUUAUUGGAGCCAAUGACAGAAGAUGAACUCUUUAAAGCACUGAGCAAGAAGAAGAUUGCUAUAAAGGCUCUCUUACUCGAUCAGAGCUUUAUCUCAGGUGUUGGCAAUUGGAUUGCGGAUGAAGUGCUAUAUCAGGCAAAAAUCCAUCCACUACAGAGUGCUGCCACCAUUCCCAAAGAAGGAUGUGCAGCACUGCACAAGUCCCUUAAAGAGGUUAUUCAUCAUUCGGUUGAAGUUGAUGCUGACAGCAGUCGUUUUCCUGUCGAUUGGUUGUUUCAUUCUAGAUGGGGCAAAAAACCUGGAAAAAUAAAUGCUGUUGAAGUUGGGGCUGAUAGUAGUCAGUAUCCUAGUAACUGGAUUUUCCAUUCCAGAGAAAAGAAGCCCGGGAAGGCUUUUGUUGAUGGAAAGACGAUUGACUUUAUCAAAUCUGGAGGCAGGACAACCGCAUACGUACCUGAAUUACAAAAGCUAACUGGAGACCAAGUGGUCAAAGCAGCGGUCAAACCACAGAAGAAGUCCAGCAAUAAGAACAAUGACGAAGCCGAAAGUGAGGGCGAAGAAAUUGCAAAACCGAAAGGAGGGAAGAAAACAACCAAAAGUAGAGCUAAGAAGGCUCCUGCAAAACGCAAGCCCGACACAAGUGAUGACAAUGAUGAUGACGUCGACGAUGAGAAAAAACCUGCCACGAAAAAUAAGUCAACGGGUGGUAAUAAGAAGUCAACUGCAAGAAAGAAGUCAAAGGAAAGUGAGAGCGAUGAAGAUGACGGUGAUGGUGAUGAGGAUGAAGUGAAGGGAAAAGAGGAGGUUGCUAAGAAAGUGCAGACUGGUAGGCCGACUAGGAAGAGGGCAAAAUAGUCUUUUAACUGCUUCGGUUAUCGGUUAGGGGAAAAAUGUGCAAGGGAAAAAGGAAAGUGUUGAACCCUAUUUUUUGUAACCAUUAUGUGUGUUGCUAGUUAAGGAACCUGUAACCUUGUUUUUGUAUAUCUGGCAUUGUAGCCUAGUUUUUGUACCACGAAGAAGGAUCGGCUUUUAGUUUAUCACACCAUCUGUUUGCAA
This is a messenger RNA of Helianthus annuus (common sunflower), 1569 nucleotides long. Its product is annotated as formamidopyrimidine-DNA glycosylase. Bases 64 to 1368 code for a protein of 434 amino acids. The transcript is spliced from 11 exons. NCBI's taxonomy places the organism in Eukaryota, Viridiplantae, Streptophyta, Magnoliopsida, Asterales, Asteraceae. Gene Ontology annotation, molecular function: DNA-(apurinic or apyrimidinic site) endonuclease activity; damaged DNA binding; zinc ion binding. The record is from RefSeq and is a predicted model, not a curated record. Gene Ontology annotation, cellular component: nucleus. Gene Ontology annotation, biological process: base-excision repair.